AUGGCCGCCGAACCUUCUCUUCUCACCCGUUGGCGGCAAGUUUUGUGCAACGUUUUCGGCAAGAAGUCGGCUAAAUACGCGGCAGAUUUGAUGUGUGACGUUUUAUCCGUGGACAGAGGUUUAAAACCUGCGUUCCUGGUUGAUUAUGGCGGCUUGGGUUGCUCGAAAAUGACAGUUUUUACCGAGGAGUUGCUACGUUCGGAACUGGUACAGCACAGACUUGCCGUUCUGACGGUGGGUUCUGACGUGUUGGUGCUCAAUGCAGACGCCAGCGUGACGCAUUUACAGUCCGUGCAGUCUGACUGGGACAGAUUCGUGGUGGACGUGACCCUCGGGCUACCAGAACCAAAACCAGCGACGGGAUUCUGCACCCAGACUGUGCGGGACUGUGCACGGGAUGUGGCGAAGUGCAUUGCCACCAUGCGGAAAAUGUCGGUACUGCAGAGCGAUAUUGCACUCCAAGAAAAUUGGAAUAUUUCCACUCUGUUCGGACUCCUUGUGGGGUACCCCGUCCUGUAUUGGUAUGACCCCACACAGCAUGACACGUGCCUGUCUAUGGUACCAUUGCUAGUUUAUAACGUUUAUGCGUGUUUGGACUUGAAUACAGCACCGCCUUUGGGUGAGAAAUCCGUAAGCAACUGUCCAGAACAAAGAAAUCAUCACAAGCACAAACUGUACUCAUUCAGUGUUCCUAAGAAUGUAAAGCAAGACUUCAGCAAACAGAUUGACCGCUGGUUUGAGAGGGUGCAGGAACUCUUCGCCCUCCAGGACUUGUUCUGUUGUUUGGAGAUGACAUGUAGUGAGAUGACACUCCCAACUGUAGCAUUGUGAGCCAUGGUGCGGAGGUCCUGGGUUCGAAUCCUACAAUGUCACCAAUGUUGUGCCCUU
Messenger RNA from Branchiostoma floridae (Florida lancelet), 888 nucleotides. Its product is annotated as UPF0739 protein C1orf74 homolog. The record is from RefSeq and is a predicted model, not a curated record. The coding region runs from base 1 to 831 and encodes 276 amino acids. NCBI's taxonomy places the organism in Eukaryota, Metazoa, Chordata, Leptocardii, Amphioxiformes, Branchiostomatidae. The transcript has a single exon.